Haplochromis burtoni (Burton's mouthbrooder) is the source of this 2806-nucleotide messenger RNA. Its product is annotated as leptin-B. The transcript has 2 exons. Lineage: Eukaryota; Metazoa; Chordata; Actinopteri; Cichliformes; Cichlidae. Bases 1649 to 2185 code for a protein of 178 amino acids. The record is from RefSeq and is a predicted model, not a curated record.
UUUGAAGAUUUCACUGUAAUAUUUUUCUUCUUGUUGACAGAGAAAGUUUCUACCAACAAAGGAUGAUUUAAGGAUGUUUUAAGAAGUAAGCUAAAGUGAAUGUGCAGGGUUUUAUUAGGACAGGGGUGAAUAAAGAUAUUGUUAUUACCCACAUUUUCCUAAACCUGCAAACCCGGGAAGUUCAACUCGCAACUUAAAUAUUUAGACUAAAGCAGAUAUCAAAUGCUUUUUAAAAAAAUAUCUGAAACACUCUAUUGCUCAGUUUUUCUAUACCCCCUUACACAAAUUUACUGGUCAGCCAGAGAAGUUUUCAGUGCAUUAGGAAUAAGUCAUAUGUAUGUUAUGAAGAUUGUUUACAGGUACAGAGAAAAUGAUUCAUUGUGAAUUAAAUUAGUUACAGACAUGUUAUCCCUGCAAUGACGCAUCUGACUUACAAAAAGUGUGUUCUCUUGCAUUUUCUUGCUUUUUCGGUUUUAAGCUUCUGUUGUGUGGUACAUAAAAAGAAGUAUAGGUAUAUUUACAUGUAUAGAGAACACGAUUCAGUGAAUUAAUUUAGUUACAGACAUGCUAUCCCUGCCUUACAAAAAGACGUUCUGCCAUGACCUGAGAACUUAACUGAGAACCUAAACAGACAACCCAGAAAAUAGCUUGUCAACAUGUAAAAUAGCUAUCAACAAAGAAAACAAACACGGAAGCAAUCAGAUAAAACGGUCUAUUUACCUCGACGGUACCCUGUAAAGGUUUGAAGUCCAAGAUUUUAGUGGUUUUCCAGUCAUCUGCAGAUUCAAAGGUUUCAGUGUUCAAGGAUCUUCCACACUGUUCCACUUAACUCUCAUGCCGUCACUGGUUUUAUUACUGAUUCCAUUCCUGAUCACGGCUAGUGAACUCUCAAUGAAGUGAAGCUCUGACUGAAGACAAAUAAUGGUAAAAUGAAAAGAAUGAACAGAAUAUACUCCCUUUCACACACGCAGAUGAGUCACAGUAACACCAAGACAACAUUCAAAAUUCAAAAUCAUACCGAUAUACCGUUAUUUGUUUCCAUACUGCAUCAAAUUUUUUUCCAGCAGACAUUUUGCAACUCACAACUGUUUAUCACAAAUAUUAGAACAAGAGCUGAUAGGAUGACUCACUUAUACUAAACAUGAAAAGUUCAAAUAGCACUACAUACACAUUUUCUUUUAAACAGCUGUACUGCAUGCACUCUGCACUGUGCCAGUCUGCCUACACAUUUUCCAGUAACUCAAAGUUAAGAUUAAAGUGUUACAUUAACAACUGGCUUAUACUAACAUUGUUAAUGAUCAUCGUAGGGGGAAAAAAAAUAAGAACACUUGUGUCUGAGUCAGAGUGAUCUGUUUUCUUAUUGAUAUUUAAUGGGAAUUUCCUUUUUAAUCAGUGCAUGUUAAGAAGUUGACCUACAAGGGUCAGACUUACGUUUAAGAUGUAUCGUGGGGGGGAUAGAGGAGGAGAACAGACCGAGGCAAGACUCAAGUUCAGGGCAGACUAUUUAAAUGUUGGAAACCUGCAAAGAAGCCAGUUAGAGGAGCACAUUUCAAGAAAUCCAGGUAAGAGAUUAGAUUUUUUUUCCCCACAGUAAAUGCAAAAAAUAUCCAGAGGAAGACGUUAUUAAGGUUAUACUUUUUUUUUCUGCAUGUUUUUAUUAUGUCUUUUUUUAUAUGGCUUUUUUCUUUUUGUCUAUUUAAUGAAUUCAUUUUUCCUUUUUAGGAUGCGUAACAUUCUGGCCCUUCUCUGCGUCUUUCUUAUGGCAGCUCAUCAGAGCACUAGUCUUCUCACAAAGGGAGAAUCCAUCAGAAACACCAUACACAACAUUGUAAACAUUGCUCAGAUAACCCUUGUCCACAUUAAGAAACUAAAGUUGCUGGCUUCACCGAUAGGUGUUCCCCCUCCUUCCAUUGUAGGACUAAGUAAUAUAAGCCAUGAGCUUGGAGUUUUGGAUAUUGAACUGCAGCAGCACCCUUUCCUCAUCCAGAUUCAGGCUGAUGUCUCCAGCUUGGAAGGAAGGGUGCGCUCCCUCGCCUUCUCAAUGGAGUGUCCCCUUAAGCCCAAACCAGCAGUACAGAUGAAUGAGAGUGUGUUCCCAGAAAGCCACCUUUACAUGACAGUGACAAAGGUGCAGCACUACCUAGAGGAACUUCUUCUCAACAAGGGCAAACUCAAGCUCUGCUAACAAAUUUAGCUUGAUGCAUAUAUAGUAAGCCAGGACUUGACCCAGUGUAGGCAAAGGUUAAUUUGUCUUUUUGAUGCAUAUUUUCUAUACAUAUAAUUACUACGUGGACAACUGUCAGUCGUUAAAAGCAUGCAAUUAAUUCCAAUAAUUCAGCGAUUUGUAAUAUAAUGAAAAAAACUAUAAAGGGCAUCUUUUAUUUCAUACAACAAAUGUUUUAUAGGGUUUUACAGAUAGAUUAAAAUACUCAUACAUUUUUUAAGAAAAUACAUUUUUUAAUACUUUAUGGCAAACUGUUUUACACACGUUUGACAUGGUGUGUGUUUUGAGGGUCAGGAUGGGAAAAAUGAGACACUACAUAGUACUUGGAGGUUGUGUGAAUAAGCAUGAUUGUGGUCAUUUCUGCCAGUAAAUAAAAUUAAUGCAAAGAAUUGCAUGGUGCUAUGAAACUAUUGCCAGAGAAAGCAUAUAAGACCUUUUGAUGACUGUGCAAUCUUAACUGUUUUUUAGUGGAUGCUUGUCUCAGUGGUCUAUUGAGCAGAACCAUUAAGCGAAAGGUUAUUAGGUUGUGUUUAAAAAUGAAAUGUGUUAUUUUUUUGUAAUAAAGUUUGCAAUAACAAAUUC